UCCAUCUCCCUUUCCCACCUCUUGCUUGGUCAAUGCUCAAAACCCCUUCAACUUUGUGAACUUCCAUGCCAUUGUCUAUCCCAUCUCUCUCAUAUCCUUAACCACUCUUAUCUUCUCCAUCCCAUUCUAAAGCCCCCACUUCUUUCUCCAACUUUGUGAAGUCAAUAUCCAAAAUCUUUGAACUGUCUGGCAAUCCAUCCUCCUCUGUUUUGUCUCCUGCAGCUCACUUUCUUCCCCAUCUUCCCCGCCCUACUAUGGUUCUCAACUUCCUCUAGUUUUCCUUGCUUGCUCUUUGAAGUCAAUGCUUAAAGACCCCAGGUCUCGCUGAGUAUUAUACCUCUGAUCCACCAUGACCUUCGAGGGAGGACCAGACCCAAACCUCUCACCCAAUCGCCACCACCACCAUCAUGUUCUGGACUGGUUGGAGGAUUCUGUGUCCUUCCUCUCCUCCUUCCUCGAUGAUUCGUACGCUGGAAACACUGCCGAUCAAAUCACCAACUAUGAAUGGUGGACUCAAGAAGAGGACCAGGCCAACAUGAUACACAAUCCUUUGGUCUCCACUCUCGCCACGUCUAAUAACUCUCCAUUACUUCCUCAAGCUGAAUUCUCCAAGAAGAGGAAAUUAUCGACGAACCCAACCACUCCGAACAAGAACCCAACACACCAAAACCGUCAGAGGAUUGCCAUCGAAGGUGAUGGAGGAUUUGAGGAGGAAGGUGAAGCAAACAAGAAGCCAGCGGCGACAGGGAGGAAGGGCCAUGGAAAAGGGAACGCGGGAAGCUCAAGCAAUGGCGUGAGCAAGGAAGUGAGAUGGGCUGAGCAAUUGCUGAAUCCAUGCGCUGCCGCCAUCGAAGCAGCAAACAUCUCGAGGGUCCGACACUUGUUUUGCGUCCUCCGAGAGCUCCAAUCAUUCUCCGGCGAUGCCAAUCACCGGCUCGCGGCCCACGGCCUGCGCGCCCUCUCCAACCAUACCUCCGCUGCAGGGAUCGCCAUCCCCGACCGCGGUGGCACCUCCGCGGCCACCUUCGCCACGACGGAACCGAAGCUCUUCCGAUCAGCGAUUAUCAAGUUCCACGAGGUCAGCCCCUGGUUCGCGUUCCCCAGCGCUCUCGCCAACGCGUCCAUCCUCCAAACCAUGACACUCGACCCCAACCGCCACGCUAGGUCGCUCCACGUGGUCGACAUCGGGGUUUCCCACGGCGUCCAGUGGCCAACGCUCCUCGAUGCGCUGGCUCGCAACCCCGGCGGCGCGCCGAAACUCGUCCGCCUCGCUGUCGCCGGCGGGGCGGCGCCUCCCGGACCAUUCUCCGUGGCGCCGCCAGGGUACGACUUCCAGUCCCACCUCCUCCGCUACGCCAGAUCGAUCGAUCUCAACCUACGGAUCGACCACACCGAAGAUCUCGGCGCGGGGUCCGUGGCUCUCACCGUCGGCGAGACCCUAGUCGUCUGCGUCCAAUUCCGGGCGGGCCAUGGCAGCGCCGACGAUCGCACAACGUUCCUCCGAUCGAUACGGGAAUUAGAACCCGACCUCGUGGUCCUGAGCGAGAUCGACGGCAGCGGCGGCGGCGGCGAAGUAGGGUUCCCGGCUGGGUUCGCGAGGAACGCAGAGCUGCUGUGGAGGUUCCUUGACUCGACGAGCGCGGCGUUCAAGGGGAGGGAGAGCGCUGAGAGGCGGGUGUUGGAGGGGGAGGCAGCGAGGUUUCUGGAGACGACGGCUGAGGCGGCGGCGGCCGAAGGGCGAGAUCUGUGGCGGGAGAGGAUGGCUGCGGUGGGGUUCCGAGAGGAGGCAUUCGGGGAGGAGGCGCUGGAUGCGGGGAGGGCUCUCCUGCGGAAGUACGACGGGAACUGGGAGAUGAGGGCGGCGCCGGCGGAGGCGGCGGUGGGGCUGCGGUGGAAGGGGCACCCGGUGUCUUUCUGUUCCCUGUGGAAGCCUCACAGGAGAAACUAAAAAAUUAGCGCUGUGAUGAACAAUCGAUCGGAUCGUGACCGUCCGACUGGUGAUCUCUUAGCACGGAAAAUGGAGCGCGUUGUUUCGACACUGGAGCGCAGAUGAAGCGAUGGAACCUAUCCCAAAAAUACAAAUGUGGCUCGAUGUACAUAAUGUGGCCCAGACCAUGUGCCGUAGUUCUCCAUGUUCAAUUAGGCUCGAUGUUAUAUUUAGGGAUCCAUCUUUAGUUCAAAUAACUAUCGAAUUCGAAUCAGCUUAGCCUACUGAGACUACCCCUCCUAA
Molecule: messenger RNA, 2230 nt
Organism: Musa acuminata AAA Group (dessert banana)
Lineage: Eukaryota; Viridiplantae; Streptophyta; Magnoliopsida; Zingiberales; Musaceae
Product: protein NODULATION SIGNALING PATHWAY 1-like
Exons: 1
Coding region: 350-1948 (532 amino acids)
Biological process (GO): regulation of DNA-templated transcription
Cellular component (GO): nucleus
Molecular function (GO): DNA-binding transcription factor activity; sequence-specific DNA binding
Source: RefSeq, a predicted model, not a curated record